Molecule: messenger RNA, 1206 nt
Organism: Haemonchus placei
Lineage: Eukaryota; Metazoa; Nematoda; Chromadorea; Rhabditida; Trichostrongylidae
Source: the annotation of a GenBank genome assembly
AUGCAGUGCAAUCCUAAUACAAAUAUAAUCAGUUCGAACAUGGUGCUGGCAACACUCGGCAUCGCCCUGUCAUCUGGUAUUCGAGCGAAACGACAAUCGUUCGGAUGCUCAAAUUCGGGAAACAACGACCGUAUCAGAAUGCUGUUUCUGAAUGCUCAUAACGAAGCUCGGCUCAGUGUGGCCAUGGGUUUGGAACCGAACAAGUGUGGUUCACUGCCAUCAGCUAAGAACAUGUACAGAAUGGUAAGAUUCAGUAAUUCGAAGCCGAAAAUGCAGAAUUCACCCAGUACACCAUAUCCUAGUGUUGAUAUGAAUUCGACUCUUUUUUCCUUCAAUGGAUUGACGGUAUCUAUGAAUAUCGAAGAUAAUAUAGCAACGGCAUUGUCAACAUGGUGGGGCAAAGUCCGUCAAUACGGUAGCACUGAUCCUGAGAAUAAAUAUGUCGACUCCAAUCUCUACACAUUUGCCAAUAUGGUUCAUUCGAAAACUACUGGAAUUGGUUGUGCUUACAAGGUCUGUGACGUAACAAAACUUACGAUUACUUGCCUCUACAACAAGAUUGGUUACUAUACGAACGGUGUAAUGUGGGAAAACGGUACGGCCUGUACAUCGGCAUCCGACUGCACGACGUACCCUGGUUCAACUUGUGAGGGAAGACUUUGUGUAAAAGGACCCGAAGAUCCAGAUGCUGGUGCCAACACGAUGUGUCCAUCAAAUGCCAACAUGACCGAUGCCGCACGAAAGAAGUUCCUCGACACGCAUAACUAUCUCAGGUCACGCGUAGCCCAAGGUCUGGAGCCGGAUGCACUUGGAGGAAACGCUCCCAAAGCUUCGAAAAUGCUGAAAAUGGUCUACGACUGUGAUAUUGAAGCAUCUGCAAUCAAGCACAGUCAGAAAUGCGUCUAUGAACACUCAUUACCAGCAGAUCGUGUUGGAUUCGGAGAAAACCUCUUCAGGACUUCAAUACUGAACGCUGAUAGAGUCGAGAGCGCCGCUCAGUCUUCGCAAGCCUGGUGGGAUGAACUCAAAACCUACGGUGUAGGACAGGCAAAUAAUCUAACUCAAGAGCUAUGGAAUAGACCGAAUAUGCAGAUUGGUCAUUAUUCACAGAUGGCAUGGGAUCGCACGUACAAACUGGGCUGCUCGAUUCAGCACUGUCCAUCGUUCACUUACGUUGUCUGCCAAUAUGGCCCACAGUACGUUUAA